GACAUAAGACAGUACAGACAGUAUUCUUUGCCCUACUUGUGUGGUGGCUGCCUAGUGUUUAUUUUCCACGUGUCCAAUUUCUCUGGUGUUUCGUAUCAUCCACUGGAAAACACUCACAUACGUGCAGAAAGAAAACAUAUCCAGUGCUUAGUCAGCCUAAGCCUUGUGUUAUUGUAACAUUAUUCUGAAUCAAACGACAUUUUGGUGCUGGAAUAGGUGCACUCUAUUUGUAUAAAGCAUGUGGAUAAUAUAUCAUUUGUGCGUGGGGGAUAAAGCUGGGCUCAAUCUGAAACAAUACAAUAUGAUGCCCGGUACGUAGCAUCUGUUCAAAUGUACUAUUUGAAUGCUCAGGGCUGUACGUUGUUUUGUUGCAUUCCUGCGGAGGGUUUGACCUUUGACCUGGUUGUUGCAUUCCAAAGAGGCUUGUCCUGCAGCAGCACCAGCCCUGCACUCACAUUGCUCCUGUGCUAGAGGAAGAGAGAGAGACGAUGUGUGUUCAGCUAGUUUAGACGAGGCACGGCGACAAUUAGCAGAGACUAGCAGACGACAUCGCAUCGUCCCGAGGAAGAAAAAAAAAAAAAGAUCGCCUUGUUCUGGCUCUUCACAGCUAACCUAGAACGUAGCAUUAGUUAGCCAUUUUGCUAAAGAGCUAAACCGCCAUCGCAGUGAGGUUGCUUUGUAGACACACAGCAGGAUAGCCGCAGACACCAGCGCAGAGGAGAUGAAGGACAAACAAAAGAGAAAGAAGGAGCGGACCUGGGCUGAGGCAGCUCGCAUGGUCUUGGAGAACUUCUCUGAUGCACCUAUGACGCCGAAGCAGAUCCUCCAUGUCAUCCAGACCAAGGGGCUCAAGGAAAUGCGGAGUGGUACGGCACCGUUGGCCUGCCUGGUCACCAUGCUCCACUCCCAGGUGAGGGGAGACCGAGUCAAGAACAGCAUCUUCUUCAAGCUGCCUGGGCGGAUGAGCCUGUUCACUCUCAAGAAGAACGCCCUCCAAUGGACAAAGACGACCUCAGAGUCGGAGACUGCAGCGGAGCCGGCCAGCAGCACCUCGGCCUCCAGCAGCAGCACCCCGGCAGCAGGCGGCGUGGCCUCUGCCCCCCCCACCCAGUCUCCUGAGCAGGAAAGCUGCGACUCCACGGAGACCACGGCUGCUGCCAGUGGCGACAAUGAUGCCUCGGUGGAUGAGAGCUCGUCAAGCGCAUCCUGCUCCGCUGAAGUGCCGGCUCCCAGCAACCAGCCCCAGACGCGCCUCAGCAGGGCGGCAGGGCAGCAAGGACGCACCGACACCCAGCAGACCCAGCACCCUCAGCACACUCAGACCAGACUGAGCCGCUCAAGACAGUCAGGGAGGCAGAGGAAGAAAGCAGUCAUGAUGCCCCGUGUUGUCCUCACCCCUCUUAAAGUGAACGGAGAGCAUGUCCCCUCAGGCCCCAUGAAGAGGAAUCGAGGCGGGGUGGACGUAGACUUUGAAACACCAGGCUCAAUCUUGGUCAACACCAACAUCAGAGCCCUCAUCAAUGUGCGGACCUUCUCGGCCUUCCCCGCGCACUCGCAGCAGCAGCUGCUGCAGCUGCUGCCAGAGGUGGACCGUCAGAUUGGACCAGAUGGUAUGGCUAGACUGAGCAGCUCAGCUCUCAACAAUGAGUUCUUCACCCAUGCCUCCCAGAGCUGGAAAGAGAGGCUGGCGGAGGGUGAGUUCACCCACGAGAUGCAGGUGCGUUUCCGGCAGGAAAUGGAGAAAGAGAAGAAGGUAGAGGCGUGGAAGGAAAAGUUUUUUGAAGAGUACCAUGGGCAAAAGUCUGGUCUGACACAAGAGGAGUCCCUGAAGCUCACCAUGAGUGAAGCCGGUGAAGUUGCAGCCGCUGUGCUGGACACUGAUGUGGCGGCGGUGGCAACUGGUGCGCCCAAGAGACGCAGCGUUGGUCGACGGAGGAGAGAUGGCAGGAUGAGGAGACGCACGCGGGCUGACCUGCGUCGGCGCGCCCGUCGGACCCUUUGCAAGGCCGCCACUCCUCCAGCCCUGCAGUCUGCAGAAGCUGCUGAGGCCGGCGCCGCCCUGGACAGCCCGGCCGUUUCUAUUGGCUCUCCCAUGUCUGACAACACGAUUGUUCAAGGGGAGGUGGUGCUGCAGGCCGAGUGUGGCGUGGAGCUCCCACCUGAGAGUGCCUCCAUCGAGCCAAAGGCCUCUCCCACCCCCGAGCCAGAGCCAAUCAUAUUGCCAGCCCCAACUGCCACUCCUGCACCGACUGCUACUCCCAUUCCGACUCCAGCUGCCACUCCCGCACCAACUCCAGCUGCCACUCCCGCACCAACUCCCGAACCAAUUACCACUCCCACACCCACUCCCACACCCACUCCCACACCCACUCCCAGCCCAGACUCCACAAGCGCUAAUGAAGAGCCUGAAGCAGCAGAAGCAGAAGCAGCAGCAGCAGCAGCAGCCCGCCUGCUCCCAGAGGAGACUCUACCUGUACUGGCGUCCACCUCCUCCCCAUCUUCUUCCUCCUCGUCCUCCUCUUCCUCCUCCUCUUCUUCGUCUUCGUCUGCCUCCUCGCCGGUUUCCUCACCCUCCUCACCUUCUGAUAGACAGGGAGUGUUUGCUGCAGGCCUGGACUCCUCUUCAUCCUCCUCAGCAUCCUCCAGUGUCGCAGUCGUUGCCGACCCACUGGAUGACACCGCCUCUGUGGUCACCUCCGUUACAGGAGGUACCACCACCAGCAGCCGCGAGAGUAGCCCCUCAGCCAGCCCAGCCGCCACCCCUGUGCCCAGCGCUCAGACCAAGGAGCAGAAGAGAAGGCCAGAUGAGACUCCGGCCUUCUCUAGCUUUCCCGAAAAAAGGCCGCGGCUUGACGAGCGUCAGUCCUUUCGUACCACAAUUGACGGUGUCCGCUCGGAGAAGCCGCAGCCGACAACAGAGGAGCCCAAGGUGCCGCCUAUCCGGAUUCAACUGUCCAGAAUCAAACCCCCCUGGGUCAAAGGCCACCCCACCUACCAGAUCUGUCCCCGGAUCGUGCCCCCCGGGGAGGGCUCGCGGCGGGCGGGGACGGGGGGUGCGCGCACCUUGGCGGACAUCAAAGCCCGUGCCCAGCAAGCCCGGGCCCAGCGCGAGGCCGCUGCUGCUGUUGCAGCCUCUGGCGACGGGACAGGGGCGGUCGGGGUCAGGCUGCGGCCUGCUUCUGGGGUAUCGGAUAGCAGCAAUGGACGACGAGCGCGAGAGCAUCCAGGACCUAUCGAGCCAGGAGGAGGAGGAGGAGGAGGAGGAGGAGGAAGAAGAAGAAGGGGAAGUGGUGGCAUGGAGGAGCAGGGAACGUCUUCAGGCACAAAUUCGUCUGGAACACAACUACAGCUUUUCAAUGUAGAGCCGACACCUGAGCCAGCCUCCUCCCUGUCCACUACCUCAACCUCCAUGUCCUUGGAGACUCUAAGCCCUCCUCAAGUGGAAGCGGGGUCAGAGGUCCUUGAGGAAGUAGAAACCACGUCAGCCGGUGUUCCGAGCUCCUCCAAUGGGCUCACCGACCAGGCAGCGGACUCGCCCUCUCCAAAGGCCGAGGCGCCUGAGCCUGCUGCCUCCCCCGUAGAGAUGGCUGACCACGGUUAUUUAAAACCCUCUCUGGCUCCAACCUCCAUCCCAGAUUCUCUCCCUAGGUUUGGGGCUCAGGGUGUGGAUGUGAUUCAGACACUGGCAAGCUCCUGUCACUCCAAAGAGCAGGCACAUGGGAGGGAGGCUGGGCUGGGUGGCGUUAUCCAUCAUGGUUCCUACCACGUGGAAUCCCAGGAUGCAAUCUCUCACUCCGCUGCAAAGAGACUACAAACAGAGACAUCCUCCCCCCAACAUGCAGACUCUGGUGGUGAGAAAGACAACGACGCUGGGACACAUAGUGACUCCACGGAGACGGCUUCAGAUUGUGAGAAUGAUCUCCAGGAGGAUGAGCAGCAGCAGCAGCCUGAACAGGCUUGGUGCCCCCAAGUGAGCAUCAAGCGAAACGGCCAACUGGUCAUCCGCAGCCCUCCUCCCCAGAACCAGCAUCCGGUCAUCCAGGCCUACGUCUCCAGCCGCCACGGUCAGACCGUCAUUCAGCCCUGCUUUCCCAAUGGACUGCUUAACCCGCAGCACGGUGGUCUGCAUUACCAGGACCACCAGUCUGCAUCCCACCCACAGGGGGUGAGGGACACCAACGUUGUGGUCAAAAUGGAGCCAGGAGAAGCUUCCAGUGAGAACCCCGCUGAAGAGGAGUAUCAUGGAUGUUCAAAGGCCUCUGUCGCCCAGCCAACUGCUACCGCUGCAUCCAAGAGACUGGCCAGCUCACUCAGGCUGGUAUCCAGUGUAGAAGCCAACAACCCUUUGGUCACUCAGCUACUACAGGGCAGCCUGUCCCUGGAGAAAGUUCUACCUUCACACUCUGCCAACCGGCUGGAGAUCAGCCGAUUGGCAGGACCUCAACCCAGACCACCAAUGGCACGGACCCCAGGGCCUCGCAACAGGCCAGAGGUCUUGGCUCAGUCUUCUGGCCCAGAACUGGCUGCAGCCUCUCAGAUACCCAACCAGUUUCCAACAGGAUGCCCAGUGUCCUGUUUGAUGGAAGCGCCGUCUGCCACGCAGUAUCAGUCUCAGCAGGCUCCCGGGGCUGUCCCGGUCAUCACCUCUCUGCCACCCUCCUCGGCCUCCUCGUCCUUCAUAAGAAAGUCCGACCUUAGCUCUCAGACUGCGUUGGAGUCUGCAGUUAUAAAAGACCCCCAGGGUCCUCAGCCCUCGAAGGGGGUCAAUGAAGACCGGCCCCAGACAGUCCACCGAACCAUGCCUAAUGGACCCCUUCCUCCCCAUGCAGACCCCUGUCCCACAGAGGUGGCGCCUACUGUUAAGAUCAACUGGCGACCCUCACAUAUUCAGCCCCAUCCCUCACACCAGCUGCCGCUGUCUCCUACGCCCACAGUCAAAAAUGAAGUAGGUGUGCGGCCCCCUUGCCAGGCUCUUGCCAAAUCGUCCCCCAUUAAAACCAUGAGUGUUACAAAAAAGGAGCCGGGGGGCGCUGUGGACGGCUACCUGAGUGGAGGGGCGAUGGAGGGACUCCUCAACAUGGAGAUGACUUUCGCCAGGAUGGCAAAGAAGGAACACAGCAAAGCUACCUACUGCUCCGGCUCUCCCUCCUCCUCCCCCUCCGCCCUGCCCUUCCAGCUCUAUGGGAAGUUCCCCAAGCAUAGUGGUGUUGGAGGAGUAAGCUACACAGCCAACGUGUCAGUGAUGGACAAUGGCGGUUUCUCCCGGAGCAUGGCAGACAGCGUGCUCCAGCUGCGCCCCUGCUUGUCCUCCAGCCAGACCACCCUUAGUAUUCAGGCCUUUACUGACAGUACGGCGGACGAGGUGGCGCUCAAGUGCUCGUGCCGCCUCAAAGCCAUGAUCAUGUGCCAAGGCUGCGGUGCCUUCUGCCACGACGAUUGCAUCGGGCCCUCCAAACUAUGUGUGUCAUGUCUGGUGGUGAGAUAGUUUGUUGGAGGACCUGUGACUUCAGAACUGCUAUCUGUAGAGCAGCAGCAGGCAGGCAGGGGGGGGGGGGAGGCUGGUGUAUAGAAACCUGCUUUAGGGUGGAGCACACGCAAGGAGCCCCACAGGCAGGACUUGCCUUGUAUAAUAUAAUAAGUGGUCUGUAUUUUUGUUGGUGCAAAUUUUCUUUCCUUUUUUUUAGCUGUACUUUGUAUAUUAUUGUUAUUAAUAUUAUUAUCAUAAUUAUUAUUGUGAAUUUAGGGCAUGGUUGGUUUGUAAAUUGUGCCUUUUUUUGUUUUAUUUCCUCAAAAACAUUUACCUCAUCUUAUCUUGCUCCACCAGUCAUCAUUUGGUGGGUGUCAUUGUUUAGGUCUCCUGUUUCCUCACUAAACUGGGACCUACUGUUGUCUCUUUGCCCAAAGAAGUAUUUUUUUAAACAUUAAAAUGAGUAAAUGAUGUUGCAA
Pungitius pungitius (ninespine stickleback) is the source of this 5946-nucleotide messenger RNA. It is a transcript of the gene asxl1, whose product is annotated as ASXL transcriptional regulator 1. NCBI's taxonomy places the organism in Eukaryota, Metazoa, Chordata, Actinopteri, Perciformes, Gasterosteidae. The transcript is spliced from 11 exons. The record is from RefSeq and is a predicted model, not a curated record. Gene Ontology annotation, cellular component: PR-DUB complex. Gene Ontology annotation, biological process: animal organ morphogenesis; positive regulation of transcription by RNA polymerase II. Bases 722 to 5485 code for a protein of 1587 amino acids. Gene Ontology annotation, molecular function: DNA binding; peroxisome proliferator activated receptor binding; chromatin binding.